Rhododendron vialii is the source of this 1838-nucleotide messenger RNA. Its product is annotated as transcription factor bHLH91-like. The coding region runs from base 255 to 1667 and encodes 470 amino acids. Lineage: Eukaryota; Viridiplantae; Streptophyta; Magnoliopsida; Ericales; Ericaceae. The record is from RefSeq and is a predicted model, not a curated record. Gene Ontology annotation, molecular function: protein dimerization activity. The transcript has 4 exons. Gene Ontology annotation, biological process: regulation of DNA-templated transcription; anther wall tapetum development.
CUCUCUCUCUCUCUCUCUCUCUCUCUCUCUCUCUCUCAUCUUGGAAUUCUUAAUUUUUUACAAGGCCUUGCAGCUGCAUCUUCUCUGAUAAUUUCUUCUGGGAUUUUCUUUACAUAAAGCAAGAACUUCUGGGCUUGAACAGGUUUCAUCUUUUUGACACAAAGUCCAGGCAUAAUUUUCAUUCACAGACAGAAGACCCUGAAAUAUAGGAGACAAACAAACAUCAAAAGGCCUGCCGAUUUGGAUCCCUAAAAAUGUAUCAAGACAGUGUUUGUUUUGAUCCCAACACUAUGCAGAAAGGACUGCCAGAAAAUGGGUUUUCCCAAACUCUCCCCAAUAUCACCACCACCACCACUAGUUUCUCCAUGGAAGAACUCUCUUACCAAGAAGGAUCCGCCGCGGCCGCAGCCAUGGAAAUGGAGCUUCAACAGCAACUGGGUCUGGAUACGGAAAACUGUUACGCCAACAAUCAUCACAGUAAUCUGAUGGAUACUUCCCAUUUGAUGCAAGAAGUGGUGGGUCAUGACUCAAACCAGGUUUUAAUCCCUAAUUAUGAUCAUAACUCCAGUUGGGAUAUCAAUAAUACUAACAUGAAUACCCAUGAUUUCCAAGAGGAGCAUCUGAUGAAUCAUGUCAAUGAAAUGCAAAAUUCCCAUCACCUUCUCAAUCUCCUUCGCUUACCAAAGGUCUCACCUUCCUCUGUCCUACCCAACUCCUCAUUUUCUCUAGGGUUUCUUGGAGACCAUUUUCCGUCUACCGACGGCGGCAGCGGAUCGGCGUCGAAUGUCGCUUAUGACCCUCUAUUUCACUUGAAUCUUCCACCGCAGCCGCCCUAUUUUAGGGACUUGUUUCAGUCCCUACCUCAUGGGUAUAACUUGCCAGGAUCAAGGAGUGGUUCUUUGUUUGGUGGGGUGGAGGAGAGAGAGGGGAGUGGAGGAGGGGAGGUGGGGAGGAAUUUUGAUAAUGGGGUCUUGGAGUUCCAAACGGAUUGGGAUAUGAAUGGUAUGGCUAAAGUGGGGAAUGGAAAGAAAAAUACAAAACACUUUGCUACGGAGAGGGAUAGAAGAGAGCACUUGAAUAGUAAGUUCACUGCUUUGAGGAGUUUGAUUCCUAACCCAACCAAGCCUGAUAGAGCAACUAUAGUGGGGGAUGCAAUUGAUUACAUCAAAGAGCUACUCAGAACAGUGAAUGAGCUGAAAAUCCUGGUGGAAAAGAAGCAAUGUGGUAGGGAGAGGAUCAAAAGGCACAAAACUGAUGAUGGAACUAGUACUACCACUGCAGGAGAAGUACUAGAAGACAGCUGCAACAAAAUCAAGCCUGAUCCUGACCAUUCCUACAGCAACGGAUCAUCAACGCUAAGAAGCUCAUGGCUCCAGAGGAAAUCCCAGGACACCGAGGUUGACGUUCGAAUCGUCGACGAUGAAGUUACCAUUAAACUUGCUCAGAGGAAGAGAAUCAACUGCCUCCUGAUCGUGUCGAAGGUGCUCGACGAGCUUCAGCUUGAUAUCCAGCAUGUCGCCGGUGGACUUGCAGGUGACUACUACAGUUUUCUGUUCAACAGCAAGAUAGGUGAAGGGUCUUCUGUGUAUGCAAGUGCAAUAGCCAACAAGCUCAUUGAUGUUGUGAACAGACAGUAUGCAGCAAUUCCACCAACCCAUAGCUACUAGCUAGGGCCAAAGAGAUUAACCUCUCUCUCUUUUGACUCUCAGUCAGAAAUAUAUUACUAGUAGGUACUUAAUGUGGGAAGAAGAAGUAGUAAUAAACUUGGUGGAAGGAAAACUAUGGAUUUGUGUAGCAACUUAAUUUCCAUAUUUUGAAGAUUCAAUGUUGUGAUGCCA